GAAGCGAUGACUUUGUGGCCCCUCAGGAACUUGAUCCGGAUGUCCUUGCUGGCCGUCCUGGUAACCGCGGCGUGGACGGCCCCCGCCGAGGAGCGGGAGGAAGAGGCGGAGCUGACCGAGGAGGCGGAGGGCGAGCGGUCCGAGGAGGACGAGGCAGGAUCUCCGGGCGCCCACCAGAGCGCGGCAGCGGAAGCUUCGGGCGUCCGGGCCGAGGCGUCGUCCCUUCCCGACGUCGGCGGUGCGCGCGAAGCAUCGGCGGCCGCGGGACACGCCGACGGGGACGCUUCGGCGGACUCCGACGCCGUGGACGCGCAUUCCAACGGUGAACGUCUUUCCGAUAAAACGGCCACCGUGACGUGCGAUCCACCGAAUCCCUUUGCUUACGCGCAUGAGCGUUGCGCUUCAGCCCACCGAGAGAAGCCGUCGGACGCAGCGGGCGGAGAUGCGGGGGCCGCAGGGCGGCCGACGUCCCUUGAGGGAGGAGCUUCUGACCCGGACUACGCGGGAACGGCGGAGGGUCGCUUCCCGCUCGGCCUGCCGGGUGAAGCAACUUGGACGGAGGCCACAGAUGAAGAAAGCUUGAGCGACUCGGACGUCAUCAACCAGGCAGCAGGAGGACACGCCUCGGACCCAUCGCCUUCGACUGCGGGCGCGGACCGCACCCACCGAGACUUGCUACCUUUCUGGAUGUCGGCGUCAUCGCAGCAAGCAGGCAAAGACCGGUCCCAAGCGCACGGAAACGGCCGACAGACUCAGCCGGCGGACAAAGACGGAGUGACGGCUCAGCCGACUUCAUUUGGCGAACCUCCGGCGGACCGACUCCCGUGGGCGGCCGCGGGAACCGAGCGGACGCGGCCGUCCGCGACCGCUCCGGUCCUUCGCCUUUCAACUCGGGCCCAGGACGUGAGCCGUCGCCACGCGGACGGCACGGUGUCGCCCGUGAGCACCGAGCCGGCGGGGGCCGCUUCCGCCAGCACACUUCUGUCAGGCACGCGGAUGUGGCGCACUGACACCGUUACCGUGGCAACGGAAUCACUCUUUUCAGAGCCAACAGGAACGUCCUUGGUCUCCAGUGGCGGACGGGCGUCCGAAGAACCCCGCGAGGCCGGCUCCGUCGGCGGACAGUACAACGUUUGGGGUCAGGGUCCUGAAGGUGAGGCCAUCUUCGGCUCACCGGCGGUUUACGUCGCCGCGACGACCGCGCUCCAUCCCAUAAGUUCCGUGGCCGUUUGUUUCGACAGCUGCAAACGACGUCGAACUGGAGGAAAUCUGCUGACUUGGGCCGCGAGCCUCGAGUUGGCUUUUCCCACCGCCGCCUCCGGUGCGCCGGCCAAUCGGAACGCUACUUCGGUCGCCUUGAGGCCCUGCUCGCCCACAGGCAGGGUCAUUUGUUUGGAAAUAUUUAAAAAGAUGGAUAGCAUCACUUUUAGAAGCAGGUGGACUGGACAUUAAAAUGUCUUUGAACACAA
Messenger RNA from Hippocampus zosterae (dwarf seahorse), 1469 nucleotides. RefSeq lists its product as uncharacterized. The transcript is spliced from 19 exons. NCBI's taxonomy places the organism in Eukaryota, Metazoa, Chordata, Actinopteri, Syngnathiformes, Syngnathidae. The record is from RefSeq and is a predicted model, not a curated record. Bases 7 to 1452 code for a protein of 481 amino acids.